This is a messenger RNA of Aaosphaeria arxii CBS 175.79, 1366 nucleotides long. RefSeq names its product isocitrate dehydrogenase subunit 1 mitochondrial precursor. Gene Ontology annotation, cellular component: mitochondrion. Gene Ontology annotation, molecular function: magnesium ion binding; NAD binding; isocitrate dehydrogenase (NAD+) activity. The record is from RefSeq and is a predicted model, not a curated record. NCBI's taxonomy places the organism in Eukaryota, Fungi, Ascomycota, Dothideomycetes, Pleosporales. The annotation marks the transcript as partial. Gene Ontology annotation, biological process: tricarboxylic acid cycle; isocitrate metabolic process. The transcript is spliced from 5 exons.
GAUGCUUUCGAGGACCUCCCAAAAGACGGCGCAGACGCUCCUGCGGGGCGCUGGAUCUGCCUCUCGAUGCGCUGCUGGCCCUUCCAUGGCCACUCGCUCAAUGGCCACGGUCAACAGCGACAUCUUCAAGCCCACCAAGUUCGGCGGCAAAUACACCGUGACCUUGAUUCCUGGUGACGGUAUCGGUGCGGAGGUCUCAGAGUCGGUCAAGCAGAUCUUCAAGGCGGACAACGUUCCCAUUGAGUGGGAGCAGGUUAACGUGUCUGGUGUCGAGACGGGCAACAAGCACUCCGAGGAUCUCUUCCGCGAGUCCAUCGCCUCGCUCAAGCGCAACAAGUUGGGUCUCAAGGGUAUCCUCCACACUCCAGUCGAGCGCUCCGGCCACCAGUCUUUCAACGUCGCCCUCCGCCAGGAGUUGGACAUCUACGCCUCCAUCGUCCUCAUCAAGAACAUCCCCGGAUACGAGACCCGCCACAAGAACGUCGACCUCUGCAUCAUCCGUGAGAACACCGAGGGUGAAUACUCCGGCCUCGAGCACCAGUCCGUUGGCGGUGUCGUUGAGUCCCUCAAGAUCAUCACCCGCGCCAAAUCCGAGCGCAUUGCCAAGUUUGCUUUUGCUUUCGCCCUUGCCAACAACAGGGAGAAGGUCACCUGCAUCCACAAGGCCAACAUCAUGAAGUUGGCCGAUGGUCUCUUCCGCAACACCUUCAAGAAGGUCGCCGAGGACUACCCUACCCUUGAGACCAACGACAUGAUCGUCGACAACGCCUCCAUGCAGUGCGUGUCCAGGCCACAGCAGUUCGACGUCCUCGUCAUGCCCAACUUGUACGGAGGUAUCUUGUCCAACAUCGGUGCUGGUCUCGUCGGUGGACCCGGCGUCGUCCCUGGAUGCAACAUGGGCCGCAACGUUGCCGUCUUCGAGCCUGGAUGCCGUCACGUCGGUCUCGAUAUCAAGGGCAAGGACCAGGCCAACCCCACUGCCUUGAUCCUCUCCGCCUCCAUGAUGCUGCGCCACCUUGGUCUCGAUGAUCACGCAAACCGCAUCUCCCAGUCCGUUUACCAGGUCAUUGCUGAUGGAAAAACCCGAACACGCGAUAUGGGCGGUAACAGCACCACCCAGGAGUUCACCCGUGCAGUCCUUAGCAAGAUGGAGCAGGCAUAGGCUGACCAAGGUCGUCGAAACCUUGCUUCACGUAACUGACACUCAACGAUUGCUACCCUUUCCGGUUUGGUAGUUAUAUGCAAUAGACCUGGGGCGAUUGGAUACGGCUUUAUGUACAAGUACGCGCAUGUGAAUAGAGCUGUACUUUUAGGUGGUAUAUAGCUAGCCAGCAUGCAUGAAUCUUUAUUUCUAUACCCCCCAAAA